Molecule: messenger RNA, 1323 nt
Organism: Anopheles cruzii
Lineage: Eukaryota; Metazoa; Arthropoda; Insecta; Diptera; Culicidae
Product: homeobox protein B-H1-like
Exons: 5
Coding region: 1-1323 (440 amino acids)
Biological process (GO): regulation of transcription by RNA polymerase II
Cellular component (GO): nucleus
Molecular function (GO): DNA-binding transcription factor activity, RNA polymerase II-specific; RNA polymerase II transcription regulatory region sequence-specific DNA binding
Source: RefSeq, a predicted model, not a curated record
AUGACGGUGCCGGUGCAGCGCAACUCGAUGGCCGUGCUGCAGCCGCCGCGGUCGCGCUUCAUGAUCACCGACAUCCUGGCCGGCAGCCAGGAUGCCGUGGGGCCACCGGGCCAUCCGGCAAGAGGUCCUUCGCCGCCCGCCACGACGACGACGACCGUGGGCUCCGGCCCCGUCGGGCUGGCCGGCAACGGGAGCGGCAGCACGAACGGUAGCGAGGGCCGCACCACACCGAGCCCCGGUCCGCGUGACCUAAGCGCCGGCGGUGGUGGACAACAUCCGCAACACCACCAGCAUCUGGGCGGGUUGCACCCGCACCACCACCACCACCACCAGCACCAUCUCCAGCAGCAGCAGCAGCAGCAGGGCCAGCACCACCUCCUCGACGAGCACGACCACGAACCAGACAGUGACAGUGACGACAGCUGCCCGAUGGACAGCUCCAGCGUGUGCAGUAACGGUGGCAAGGACGAGGAUGGCAACAGCAUCAAGAACGGGCUCGGGCUGAGCGGUACGCCCGGGUUGAGCAAAAAGCAGCGCAAGGCCCGGACCGCCUUCACCGACCACCAGCUGCAGACGCUCGAGAAGAGCUUCGAGCGGCAAAAGUAUCUCAGCGUGCAGGACCGGAUGGAGCUGGCGAACAAGCUCGGGCUGAGCGACACCCAGGUCAAAACGUGGUACCAAAACCGAAGAACCAAGUGGAAACGGCAAACGGCUGUCGGACUGGAGCUACUGGCGGAGGCGGGCAACUACGCGGCGUUCCAGCGGCUGUAUGGGGGGCCCCCCUACAUCGGGGGCUGGCCGUACCCGACGCCGUCCGGACCGCCCGGGACGCCGCAGAGCGCGGUCGACGCGUACUAUCGGCACGCGGCGGCCGCCGCCGCCCUCCAGAAACCCCUGCCCUACCGGAUCUACCCAGGUGUGCCGGGGCUCGGCACGCUCAACACCAUCCCGGGCCCGAGUGGCCCGUUCCCGCACCUGUCCGCCUCCAGCUCGCUGUCGACGCUGAGCAGCUACUACCAGGCGAGCAGCGCCCAGCAGCAGCAGCAGCAGCAGGCGGCGGCGGCCGUCGCCGCCCAGCAGCAGCAGCAGACGGCAGGAACCGGUGGUGGUGGCGGAGGUGCCGGUGCCGGCGCCGGUGCCGUCGGCGGGGGCGGUGGCGGGGGCGGGAACCACUGCGGGUCGCUGGCCAGCAGCAACGCGUCUAGUAUAAGUAGUCAAGCCCGCCGCUCGCCCAGCCCCACGCUCAACCCCGGCAGCCCACCCGGACGCUCCGAGAGCAACCCGCCCGACAGUGACGACGAGGAGGAAAACAUUCAGGUCUGA